Molecule: messenger RNA, 2768 nt
Organism: Myzus persicae (green peach aphid)
Lineage: Eukaryota; Metazoa; Arthropoda; Insecta; Hemiptera; Aphididae
Product: zinc finger MYM-type protein 1-like
Exons: 2
Coding region: 620-2734 (704 amino acids)
Molecular function (GO): protein dimerization activity
Source: RefSeq, a predicted model, not a curated record
UAAUUAUUGACUACUGGCGUUAUAUUUUUUUGACUUUCUAGUUUCUGAGAACCUUUAUUACAAAAUAUAUUCGGUCACUACAAACUGGCGAAGCGUCAUAUGUCAUAAGAGGCAAUGAGACAGUGUUAACCUUCAAUCCUGAUUUAAAACGGAUACAGAAUUAUUGAUAAAAUAUUUAAUUUUAAAUUAACAAUUAUGAUAUGAAUAUUUAAUGUCAUCGAAAAUUCCUGAUUUUAUUUUAAGUUGUUAAUUGAAUAUAUUGAAUAUCCGAUAUGAAAUUCGCUUACAACCAGAUCAGGUACAACAACUCUAUAUAGACGGAUGGUUUGUUGAGACACCGCGACGCGUGUCUCAUUCCCAUGCAUGGUUUUGCAGUUGGUAGUGUGUCGGUAUGGCGGGUGCGCCGUUCGCGGGGUUUCAGAUUACAGAAUAAGCAUCGUAACGUUUGUAUGAGACAUGUCUCGCGCACAUCGAUAAACGAUAGCCAUUUUAGUUGUUUGUUGUCCGUCAACCCGCACCCGUUCGGGCGUCGACAGUCGUUUUCCGUACUAUUGUAAUAUUUUGUUAUAAUAUUUUUGCUAUUCUGAUAAAUGAUAUUAAUACAUUGUACGUUGAUAAAAUGGAAUCGUCGACCGAUUUAAUCAACGACAUUAUAACCAAUGGUAUUAUGAGUUACUCUUACGAACAUAAAUUAGAGUUAAAAAAUAAAAGACCUACGCCCCUUUUAAAUUUGGAUGUGUUGGACGGUAAAACAAUUCGAAAGUUUCAGUUUUCGUGGUAUUCAAAGUAUGUUUGGCUUACCGGAAGUCAAACGAAAAAUAAACUAUUUUGUUAUUUUUGUUUACUGUUUAGAGGGGACAAAAAAUGGAGUAAUGAAGGUAUAACAGGAGUUAAAAACUUUGACCGUACAGCAAGUAAACAUGCAAUUUCUGAAAAACAUUUGCUUUGUCAAGAACAAUUUCAGUUGCUUGGACAAAAUCAAAUUGAUCUCAUUGCGUCAGAAGGAAAGCGUUUAGCGGCAUUGAAAUUUAAUGAACAAGUUGGGAAUAACCGUCGUAUAUUAUCGCGUUUAAUUCAAGUUGUAUGCUAUUUGGGAAAGCAAGAAUUUCCCUUAUGUGGACACGAUGAAAGUGCGACGUCAAUAAAUAAAGGUAAUUAUUUAGAACUGUUGAAUCUACUAUCGCAGGAAGAACAAUUGAUUAAGGAUUAUUUAUCGUCAAACUCAAGUUUUAAAGGAACAUCUCGUGAUAUUCAAAAUGAUUUAAUAUUGUGUAUCACAGAAGUUGUAAAUAUGCAAAUUAUGAACGAAUUAAAUAAAGCAAAAUUUGUUUCUGUUCAAGUAGACGAAACUACAGACGUAUCGUGUAAAUCGCAAAUUAGUAUUAUUUUUAGAUACGUAAUUGAUAACAACAUCGAAGAAAGAUUUAUUGGAUUUUUUGACGUUUCAAUAGAUAAAACUGCUUUAGAACUUUCAAAUAUUUUGUUAGAACAAAUACAAAAAUGGAAUAUAGGCAAUAAAAUUAUAUGUCAAACCUAUGAUGGAGCUGCCGUUAUGGCAGGAAAAGUAAUAAGCGUACCAGGUCUUAUUAAAAACACUUACCCUAAUGCCAUAUUUAUACAUAGUUGUGCUCAUCAACUGAAUUUGGUUUUUCUACAUGGAUCGAAAACAAUUAAAGCUGUUCGGUUAUUCAUAAGUGACCUAACAAUGUUUCACACCUUUUUUAGUUCUUCACCAAAACGAAGCGAACUUCUGCGAGAAAAGUGGUUUAAGCAAUCUGAAAAAUGUGAAAUUAGGUGGGAAAAUCAUUCUAGAGCAGCAGCUACAAUCAGUGCUAAUUUUACAGAAUUAAAAAAAAUAGCAUUAUGUGUUAUGGAAGAGGAAGACUGGGAUCCGAUGUCUAUUUGUUUGGCCAAUGGAUUGUUACACAAAUUAUCAAAUUUUAAGUUUGUUUAUUUAUUAUGCCUCUUCAACAAAAUAUCCAUGUUUUCGGAUCAUGUAUUUUUAACUCUCCAAACAAAAUGUACAGAAGAUGUACAAACUUGCAUAAAAGAAAUAAUAAAUAUGUCUACGCAGUUAACGUUUAUGAGAAAUGAAGAAACAGUUGUAAUGUGUAGUAAAUCUGCAGUAGAAUUGAAUAGUGAACUUCAGUACUCAGACAAAGAUGUUCAGAACUUAAAAUAUUUAACAUACGAAAUAUUAGAUUCAAUUAUAACACAAACUAAUGUUCGAUUUCAAGAUUUUGACAUUCUUCAAUUUCUAGAAAUAACAGAUAAUAAGGCAUUCAAGGAUUAUAAAAUUUGUUUUCCUGUUGAAAAGCUACUGCAACUUGAAAACAUUUUCCCCGGUGUUUUUGAUCAAGAAAGGCUAAAAAACGAAUUAACAAUUAUUUUCAAUAACCGUAGUAAAUAUCUUCCACCCAAGGAAUUGUUGAAUUAUAUUAUUAAAGCUGAUUUAAGAGAGGUGUACAAAGAAUUGACCAAAUUGUUACAUUUGAUAUUAUGCAUUCCUGUCACAACUGUUUCAAGUGAAAAGAAUAAUAGUGCAUUAAAACGAAUAAAGACAUUCUUAAGGAAUACCAUGACUCAUGAUCAGUUAACAAAUUUGUGUACUUUGGCUAUUGAGAAAAAAAUGUUGGACGAAUUAAUCAUUGACCCAACAUUUAUUGACAUAGUCAUAGAUUUAUUUUCAAAUAUUAAAAAUAGAAAUAUUGAUUUAAAAUACAAAGUAUUAUAAGUUGUAUUUUGUUGUGUCUUUAUAUUUUAUAAGU